AUGCCACAACUAGACACAUCAACAUGAUUUCUUACCAUCCUAUCCGUAAUACUAACUCUCUUCACACUACUCCAACCAAAAAUCUCAAUACACCUUUACACCCCUAAUCCCAAACCAAUACCUACCAAAACACAAAAACAGCACUCCCCCUGAAACACUGCAUGAACCAAAAUCUAUUUACCUCUUUUAUAA
This is a messenger RNA of Physeter macrocephalus (sperm whale), 192 nucleotides long. The record is from the annotation of a RefSeq genome assembly. NCBI's taxonomy places the organism in Eukaryota, Metazoa, Chordata, Mammalia, Artiodactyla, Physeteridae.